Hordeum vulgare subsp. vulgare (domesticated barley) is the source of this 1809-nucleotide messenger RNA. RefSeq lists its product as uncharacterized. The coding region runs from base 662 to 1648 and encodes 328 amino acids. The transcript has a single exon. The record is from RefSeq and is a predicted model, not a curated record. Lineage: Eukaryota; Viridiplantae; Streptophyta; Magnoliopsida; Poales; Poaceae.
CUUUAACUACCGCUAACAGACAGGAACUAGGACGUACACCAAAUUAUAUAUAUACAACAUACAACGUAGCAGAUGUCUGUCUUGGUCCUUCGUUGCUCGCCUACCAACCAGGGCUGUAUUGUACAAAGGAAGUCAAACAAUCCUUCCCUCCAUCAGCCCCGCCUACUCUCUCCCUCGACCCAACCACCGUGACAGCAAACCAUCACCUCCACAUGACCAAAACGCCCCCGCCACAAAAGCCUUGCUGAUGAUAUCAUCAUCUCAUACUACUACAUCUUUCUUUCUUGAGACCAUUUAAAAUUUCAGAUCAGGGGCAAGCAUGGCAAGUUUCUCAGGAGGCUCCAGUUAAACCUUCCCUAUCCGGUUUCUUUCUGAGUUCCAACUCCCUCAUUUCUUCUACAAGCAACAACUCCAGCACACAAACACACAUCCAUCCGUCCAUCCAUCCAUCCGAGAGGGGGAAGAGAAAAAGGGUGUAAGAGGAGGAGGAGGAGGAGGAGUUGCCUCUGAAAGCAAGCCAUCAUUAGGCCACCAAAUGCUGGAAUGCAUAUUGGCUGACACGACAACAAGUCCAAGACGAAGGAGCAGAGCAGGCGCUGCGUCGGCGUCGGCCGGGUGACGGACGCCGGCGUGCGUGCUAGGUAGGUAGCUAGACGCUGCCAUGUCGUAUGAUCAGAUGCUGUCGCCGCUCCUCGGCCGGUCGGCGUGGACGCCGCAGCUGCAGCAGCUGCAGGUGGGCGGCGACGCCGUGACGAGGCAGAUACUCAAGUGCACGCGGUGGCAGCUGGAGGAGACCACGGACUUCGUCACCUGCCCCUACCACUACUACUGCGACAGCUCCUACCCCGGCGACUACCACCCGGCCGUCGGCGCGCUGGUGGCCGCCUUCGCGGCCUACUGCUUCGUCGCCGCGCUGGCCUUCGCCGUGCUGGACCUUGCCCGGAGCGGCGCCGCGGGCGUCAGGGGCGUCAAGAGGAAGUACCUCGUCCCGUCCGGGCCCUUCCUGCUCCCGCUGGUGCUGCUGGCGCUGGCCAAGGGGCAGCGCGUGAACGCCGUGUUCCCGCUCGCGCAGCUCGGCCCGGCAUUGCUGCUGCUGCUGCAGGCGUCGGCGCUGGCGUUCCGGAACGAGGCCGACGGCGACAUCCGGUACGCGGUGCUGGAGGCCUCCACGGUGUCCGGGGUGCUGCACGCCAGCCUCUACCUGGACGCCGUCGUGCUGCCCUACUACACGGGGCUGGAGGCGCUCCGCUGGUCCCGCUUCUCCGGGGAGUGCGCGUCGUGCCUCUGCCGCAUGGAGCCGCUGGUCGUCGGCGGCACGGCCAUGCGGUACCGGGGCCUGUCCAAGACGGCGCUGGCCAUCAUCUUCGCGCUCUGCUCCAGGAUGGUGUGCCGGAUUUACGGCGAGGAGCGGCUGAGCGCGUGGACGCGGUCGGCGCUGGAGGGCGUCGGGUGGGUGUUGGUGGCGGCCGACGCCGUGUACCUCGUCGGCUGGGUGGCCGCGGAGGGCGGCGCCGUCGGGGUGGCGGCCUACAGCCUGGUCGCCGGCCUCGUCUUCCUCUGCGUCUUCGGCAAGGUGUACAGAUUCUUGGCGUGGGUGGAGUCGCGGCAGUCGCAGUGGAAAUCCAGCCUCUGCCACACCAUCGUUUGAUCGCCCUAAUUCUUGCUCAAUGAAUGUAGAGAAAAAACAAGAAAGAGAAACAAACUCCCUCCUCCUCCAUCCAUUUCUUAGUUCACCUUUGGUUCGCUUUGAUGUACAAAUUUACAAUGCACAAAAUGGAAAGAAUUCUGCAAAAAUUCCCCUUGAAGCCA